CAGCCUCAAAGUCAAAGAAGAACACGGUCAGGAUUCUGUUCAGGCACAUGUACGGGCAGUCGCGGUUCCUUGCGGUCCUGGAGGUGACUUUCAGCCGGCUAACAGCAGCGGGACAGUGACGUUAGCAUCGACGAACAUGGCUCAGGCAGUGCAGAAGUUGGUCGCUAAAGUGCCCACUCUCGUUGGCGCCGCUGUCACCUAUUCCAAACCUCGUCUUGCAACCUUCUGGUACUACGCCCGAGUGGAGCUUGUGCCCCCCUCCCCUGCUGAGAUCCCCAAAGCCAUCGAGGGGGCGUCCAAUCUGAUCAAAGCUUUCCAGUCAGGUCGCCUUGGUCAAACCACUGUGAAGGAUGCUUUGAGGAACGGGCUGGUGGCCACUGAAGUCCUCAUGUGGUUCUACAUCGGAGAGUGCAUCGGGAAAGGAGGCAUAAUCGGCUAUGAUGUCUAAGUUUUGGACUCGAUGGUUGUUUUUUUUUUUUUUUUUUGAGCAUUCUAUGCUCAGAUUCCUGUAAGAACCCUGGGAACCAAUAAACACAAAUUUAUUGUUUG
This is a messenger RNA of Oryzias melastigma (Indian medaka), 549 nucleotides long. It is a transcript of the gene atp5mg, whose product is annotated as ATP synthase, H+ transporting, mitochondrial F0 complex, subunit g. The transcript is spliced from 3 exons. The record is from RefSeq and is a predicted model, not a curated record. NCBI's taxonomy places the organism in Eukaryota, Metazoa, Chordata, Actinopteri, Beloniformes, Adrianichthyidae. Gene Ontology annotation, biological process: proton motive force-driven ATP synthesis. The coding region runs from base 137 to 448 and encodes 103 amino acids. Gene Ontology annotation, molecular function: proton transmembrane transporter activity.